AUGGCGAAGCGAGGCCGUCGCCGAAAGCGUCUUUACACUACGAGCCGCUACAAGCGGGCAUCAAAAGCCCAGGCUACGAAGACAACUCCUGUUCUGGUAGCAGGAAACAGCCAAGAUCCGACUGACGGAGAACACGUUUGGAAUGAAGAACCUGCCAACGAUGAAGCGUCAGAACUCAGGACAAGCGGCCGGCAGGAGUCUGUUCCGAUUGCUCCUGACACGUUGGCUACCCGAAAAUUUAGAUUGUCGUCGAAUGUCGUCACUAGCUCAUCGCACACUACCUCAUGGUCUCAGCGUCUCGAAGACUCAUCCAAUGAAAAUGGUUUUCUCCAUCGUCAAAAGAACAGUGAUCAACUGAAUAUUGAUGCUUACCCUCCACCUAAGCCUGCUGGUUUGAGCUCGUGUCUGAAUGUUAACCCUGACGCUCCAGUUCAUUCUUCUGUGCUCGUUAGUCUCCAAACAAGCAGAAAUACGGCAUCUUCGGAACAGAUCUUGCCUACUCGUGCGGACUGUCGCCCCAGGCCACAAUUGUUCAAUGGAAAUAACAAGAAGGCCAAGAACAAUACCUCCACCGGCUGCGUCACAGCUAGUGGCGCGUCAGACGAAGGAUCCGAUUCCGGGAACGACAGAACCGGAACAGCCAGUGACAGGUCUGGGUUCUGCGUCGAUUUUAACUAUCAACCAAGAAACGAGGAAGAAGAGGAUGAAAUUGAUUCAAAAUCGUGUGAGGAUGAUUCCGAUGCACACAAUUUGGCAGCUGAUACAGAGAAACUUCUGAGUGGAGACGCUCAGCUGAAGUCUGUAGCAAGCCUGCUGAACAUGUUACAAGAAGGCAAGGAGCAGCAGCAGCUGCUGCCUGAUGAUGGUGCUGAAAACCUGAGCGAUUCGGAUUACGGCAAACCAAGCAGCGCUCAAUCCAAGUCGUUACGCUUGCUGAAGAUGAAACUCGAGGAUAGCGACAAUACAGAGUUUGACCUGGGGUCUUUUCAACGUCGGCGUCGCAUCGCCUUCACGCCCCGCCAGUACAAACUACUACAGACAACGUUCGAGCACAACAACUUCCCCGAGCCCUCAGAGCAGCGCAGCAUCUCGCUGCAGCUGGGGGCGCCCUACCGCAGCAUCAAGAUGUGGUUCCAGAACAAGCGCGCCGCCGUCAGGAAGAGGCUAGGACCUGACGCCCCUAGGGCUGCGGGAUCUCCUCGUACAAAGUACAAGAACGCAUCGGAUGCGAACAGCUGCUUCUAUUGCGACCUAUGCCCGGCCGCCUUUAUUGCCUUGCCGUUCCUGAAGCGCCACAAAGAAUACCACCAAAUAAAGACCUAUAACUGCAGUGACUGCAACGCUGCCUUCACCCACUCCGACCUCCUCACCACUCAUUCCCGUGCCAAGUGUCGAGAGCAGGAUAAGCAAGUCGAUGGAAGGUGUGGGGGUUCCUCUGACGCCAAAAAACUAAGAUCUGAGCUUAAAAUGAAACUGAAUCGUGUAUCGAGUCAAGCUUUUGCUGACGCGGCUGACAUCGACACUGGGAAUCUCUCGGCUGAUGCAGAGGACGGAUCUGAAGUCGAAGUGGUUGAUUUAUGUGAUGGCCCUCAGGAACCUUCCUCUGGAGUUCCACAUCUGCAUACUCACGUACCUAAGCUGGACAUGCAAGCCGACAGUAAAAGUUCUUCAAGAUCCCUUAUGACGACUGUUUUGAAUAUUCCUAAAUUACCGGCUUUGAAAUUUUUAUCGUAUGUUGGCGAUGGGCAAUCCGCAACCGAUAAAAACACUGAAUUAUCCGCUGAUGCUUCGAUACCGAACCCCAGUGUAGUCCCAGUGCCCGCUUAUACUGGCUUCGGUUCUCCUGUGAGUUUUGAAUCAAGCGACCGGUUCCCAGAUGCUCCCGAAUUUAUGGCUCAUAGACCAAGUGAAGACAUCGAGGGCCUCAAAAUUUUGGCUGAGCAGUGUCUUGUGCAUGCAUCCAGUUCCGGAACCGAGGCUACAUUAAGUCAACCAAUAGACUUGCACAAACCUAGACCCUUGCAAGACCACUUGGAAAACAAUCGGUCGUUGGCCGACACUUUAGAAGUGCAGUCGAAUUCCAUUAAUUCGACUCCAACUGGUGAAUCUUCUGGUACUGCUGACCAGCAACAGGAUUCAUUGGACGAGAAAGCUGGCGACCUUUGCGACAACUCGACUGUAGUGAAAGGUGCAAAAAUCCAAGCCAGGGUAACCAUGCUUCCGAUUUCAGCAGCGACCGCGUUAGAUGCUGACUCAGUACCGAUGUUCGCUCGUUCUUUGCCGUUGAUUGCUGCUCUUCAUCAAAUGAGCAAAGUCAACGCCCAACAUUCCAGGGAGAUGUCGGGCUCUUAUCAACACGAACUCAAUGGCGAUACGGAACAUGAUUCUACCGAAGAAGUGGAUUUGGACGACGAGAAGGCAGAAUUACUUUCGGGUGAUCAAAGAGAAUUCUGCGAGGACGACGGGGAAACAGCUGCCGAAGGCUCUCAUAAACCGUCAACGGAACAAAUCAUCCCUGCUGUUAGGAAUCAACUGUUGCAACAAGCGUUACUAAAUCAAAUCAAGCAACACCAAAAGCACGAACAAAAUCAAGUUUUGCACAAACUUUCGAAAUAUUAUGCUGGUGUCAGCGGCAACAACACGGGAGAAAUAAUCUCCAGCAGCCCUGAUCUGACGAUUCGUCGACAACAAGAACCUUCUUUGGGUAUCAAAAAUGAAAUGAUUUUAGACAAUGACGAAUCUAACCAACUCAAAUUUGGGAAUCUUACAAUUUAUCCCAUCAAAUGCAAACCAAAAAUUGAGCCUGCCUCAAGUUCCCAACCCAUAGACUUGUCCAGCCGAGCAACAUCACAAGAAGACGAAGAGUCUUCCGGCAUGAACUUGUCCUCAGACACAGGUCCAGAAAUUUCGGUACACGCUCCAAGGCAGCAAUUAAUGCUCAGCUUCCAUCAAAAUUUGCUUAAAAUCUUAGCUAACCAAAGCACUAAUGAGGGUCCGGCAACUACUGAAUCAGAUAACAGUGAUGCCGACACGAGUAACUCUUUAGCUCUGUUACCGUUCCUAGCAGGAGCUGUAGGAGGCUUGCCAGCUAACGCGCUCAUAAAGUCCCUCCUAAGCGCAAAUAUCCUCCUGAACGCCGCGCACACAACACCUGAAACAGAAAAUAAUCCUGCAGGACUCGAGCCUCCUAGCACUGAUGCUGGCACUCAUAUCUCCUCUGGUGCAUUCAAAGAAAAAAUUUUCUCAGCUUUGCUCAGUCAAUUGAUCAACAAAAAUAACAACUCCGUGCACGAUCAGAAUUGUCAGCGAGAUGGCAGUAGAGACGGCUUGGAUUUCGAUGCGCAGGCCGGCAAAGCGAACGGCAGCAGUUGCUCAGCCACGACGACGACUACGACGUCUGGUGGCAGACCUCAGCGGCGCCGGACGACGGUGUUCUCAGAGACACAGCACCGCAUCCUCUACCAGCACUUCACGCACUGCAACUUCCCGGAGCCUGCCAUGUUCCGCAUACUGGCUAAGCUCAUCGGACUUGACGCAGCUGUCAUCAAAAUCUGGUUCCAGAACGAACGUUCGAGACAGCGCAAGAGGGCCAGCUUCAUUAUGGAAGGAAAUAAAAGCUUUGCCGACAAGCCCUACAAGUGCAUGGACUGCGACAUGUCCUUUGCGAUGGCCACCUUCCUGGUGAAGCACAGCGCCAGGCAUUCACUCCACGAUCAGUCACAGACGAAGACGAGAACUUGUCCAAUUUGUUCAUUGAGAUUCGAAACAGACGCCUACAAUGAACAUUUACGUUCAGUUCACCAGGUCGACAUGAUGCUCGAAGAGGUGAAGCCUCUCGAUGAGAAGGAGGAGAGUGAGAAUUUAACCUGCUACUUGUGUCAGAAAUCUUUCGAGGAUCCUGAGGCUCUUUUCAUCCACAAGAAAGAUCACCUCAUCAGCAGAUAUGGAAGCGUUGCUUCAUGUUCCAUUUGCGACUCGAGUUUUGUGAACGCCAUUUGCUUAGAGGCUCACAUGCAGACUCAUUACAAGCUUGAGUGGAACUACGAGUGCAGCAUGUGUCGCAGUCGCUUUCCUGAAGAAAUUUUGCUCAGGUCACACACAAUGAGCCAUGGAAUUCCAGCCCCAGCUAUUUCCUCUGUCAACAGGUACAGAAGCCAGACUCAGGAGUGCCAAAAGAAAAGCAUUAUUGCGACCCCAAAUGUGGCAUCCUCGCUAUCUGGCCCUGACCUAACGACCUUGUAUACAAAUGAUAAUUCUAAGUCAAAUGGAAUUGAUGCUGAGAAAAUGAUGGACUCCGAAGAGGUUUUGAGGAAGCCUAUUUUGGGAGGGCUGCUCGCGGGAAAUCCGCAAUGUGUGGAUACUAAAUUCAUUUGUAAUUCGAGCAGCUCUUCAAUCCAACUCCCUAUCCAGAUAAGCACGUCUCAAGUUACCUCCACACAAGCUGGAACACCUCUUGCCAUCCGCACCACUGAUGCAGAGGGCAGGAGCAUCAUUCAGCUUCUCCCGGUCCAGCUCGUGCCUGCAGUGCACAACCCCAACAGUGAUAGCAGCUCCGAUAAUUUAUUCAACGCAAGAGACGCAUCAAGUAUAGAUGAACCUCAGACGUUAACCUCUACAGUGACGCCAAAAACCAAGAAAAAACUACCUGAUCUUAUUCCGAUUUGCGAGUACCAAACAGCUGCUCGGAAUAUCCGCGAACAAAUUCAUGGAAUGACGAAUACCAGAGAGGAAAAUACUCAUAUCGUCCAGUCUCGUGCCGAUUCCAUUCUAAAAUCUUACAUUACUGGAACAUUGCCCCGCGUUUCUGGAAUCCGGACUUCCGCAGACUCUUCGACCACGCAAACAGAAAAUGCUGCGUUCCCAUCGCUCGUUAAGAUUGAGCCGGGCUUUGCUAGUUCAAUGGAUUCAAAGUCAAAUUUGAAUGUUGAAUCUCCAGGGACAGAAUGCCCUGAUUCGAAAUCAAAUUCAGGAAGGAAUGAACAUGUAUCAAAUGAUGGCGCACAUCUAGUGUCACCGCUGUCAAGCCUCGGGUCUCCGGGAGGCGUUCGGGUCGUGGACUGUUCUCAGCUCACGUCGAGUCAUCACGAUUCAUUCUCUGAAGAAAACUCGAAACUUUUCAACCUCCUCAGUCAAGGCUUGCAUUUAUCCAAAGCUAACGAAGCAAAUGACUAUGGAAACUCAGAAGACGAACCACAUGAAGAAAUGAACCUCGGCCCGUGCAAUCGGGACUCUGAUGGCACAGGCAGCGAUGACGAGCUAGUUAUUGACCUCAAGGAGGGAAACGAGAGCCACGACAGCGAAAAUGAGGAUUCAAAAGACCUUGCGGCCAAAAUACGCUCUGAAAUGGCGGCCUCCGCUUUGAAUCCUGGAAAUGUGAAAGUUAACUUGCAACUUUUACGAAGCCUCAACCUUGACAGUUUGAACUGCAAUGCAGACUUGAAAAAAUAUGUAGUUGGAACAAUUCAACAAAUAAUGAAGUUGAGAGAAGAAGAGAUGCUUACUGAAAAUGAGCGAGAAUGUGAUUCUGUCUUGUUGCAAAAUGACGAUGGCGCGCUACCGGACCUCUUGGACGGCCGGGGCCCAUCGCUCGAGGACGGUAGACCAGAAGAGCAGCAGGAGAAUAAAAAAUACCGUAACCGUCGUGAGUACACGCAAGACGAGCAGCUUAUUUUGUUGGCUCAUUUCCAGCACAACCACUUCCCUCCAACUCGUGAACUUAAACUGCUUGCUAAAAGACUUAACAUCACGCACCGACAAAUCAUGCAUUGGUUCCAGAACCGCAGAAGCAAGGAACGUAAAUCUCUACCGUACAGUCGCCGUGUUUCACGUCAGUGUUCUGAUUGUAAGGCAACGUUUGUCCACGACGAAGGACUCGCUAGCCAUAAAGCAGAAAGUCACGACCCUUCGUCUGUUGCCGUGCAGUUCGUGUGUCCUGUCAAGUCGUGUAUGAUGUCGUUCCCUAGCGCCGUGCUCUUGCAGACACAUGAGCUUCUGCACGAUAAGAAAGACGCCGGGUUCCGCAAGUGUUUAUCUGAAAUGGAAUCAACGACUGUCAAGAAAACGAGACGAAUCUUGCCGAAGAAGCUUCACAUGGAGGGCUUCAACUCGAGUCUGGCGCUCAAAAUACCUGGCUUGAGUUCGUCGUCAUGUUCUCCGUACACGUCGCCCAUGUCGUCUCCUCCGCUUCCUUCGUUUUUGUCGUUGAAGCCAAAACUGUUGGGCACACGGUUGUCCCUGCCUGGUCUAGAGGGUCUGUCUCUGCCGGGAUCGAAUCCUGCAACAAACAUGACAUCAACUUACCCUGUCGGCAAGGGCUUCCCAGUUGUUAAGUCUCCAACGAGUACUGCUUCUGAAGUUGGGGCCACUGCGCCGAAUAAUAACGAAGUGACUUCGUCCGCCGGCAACGAAGACCCAGCUGUGCAUAUCAUUAACAAACUUCAUCUCAAUAUAGAAUCCAAAUUCUCUCAUGGUUGCGGUGUCAAAGCGAAAACAAGUCCAAGAUGGUCGUUUGGAAGCCUAACGUCGCCAGACUCGUCAAUGCCAGCUGGACCAGCGUCACCCAUGAGCAGUGCGGCGAGCGUGUGCAACCUCGCGUCCGAGUCCCUGGCUCAGCUGAACUUCCAUUUCCAAGAAAACAACUUCCCAAGUCCACAGGAACUUCUCGCCUUGAGUCGCGAGUUUGGACUUGAUGUACAGUCUCUCUCUGCUUGGUACAAAUCGCAGCGCCAGCUGACCGUAUCUAAGGAACUGGUGGGAGGCACGAGUAUCAGCUGCUGCUGGUCCCCCACCCUGAGCGGGGGGGCGGUGUUCGUGGGCAGCGACAGCGAGACCGAGCAGACCUGCCCCAUGUGCAGCGCCGCCUUCGUUACCAAACGCGACUUGCAGCAGCACAUCAGACUACACUCUGACCCCGCUGCUUUUACAUGCGAUGUCUGCCACGCAGUGUUUCGUCACGAGUGCGUGUACGGCAGCCACGCAGCAGAGCACGCAGUGUCUGCGUGCGGUGAAGCGGCCAUGUCCACCACUGACCUCCUGGCGGUCAGGUCUCCUCCCCCCAAAUGUCCAUCAAAACCACGCGAGUCUGGCCAUCAGCCAAGAACUCAAGCAAAUUCAAGUCAGGACUGUGACUCUAAGCUCACAAAAUCAAGUAAAAAAGCCUCAGAAACGGAGAAAAUCGCCGAUGAAAACGUACUUUUGACGAAUGAAUUCGAAAAAAUUCAGGCAAACAAUUGUCAGAAAUCCGGAAAUCUUCGCGUCCGGAAAUCAUUGGAUAGUGUGACUUCUAGGACGACUAAUAAAAAAACGUCUUCGUUUAGACAUAAUUCUGAAGGCAGUAAAUUAAAUUACAAGGCAAACAGUAAUGAAAAACUUGUCUGCCGGCGAUCCUCCUCUGGCUGCCUAAUCAUUAGCAAGUUAAGUGCAGUUGGAAAUACCGGAUCUGGCAAGCGACCCUUAGACAACGAUGAUAUAAAUUCUAGUGACGCGCAAAUAACUGGUUUAAAAUCAUCUAAUGAAGCUAACGUCACGUACUCUUCACCAACAACCCCUAAAUUUCGAACAGUUUUUGCUUCAAACGAACGUUCUUUGCCUAAAGGCCUCAACGGCGUCAAAUCUGUUGAUGCUUCAGCCCCCAACGAACGAUCGGCAGCUGGUAACCGAGUACUACCGACCGAUCUACUGCGAGGCCAACCUUCCUGUAGUGGCAGUAAGGGAGAGUUGAAACUCUCGCUUAAAUUACCUCCAGAAAGAGCAGGAUGUGCGCCAACUAAAAUUGAGAAUAAUGUUGUGUGUGAAGGCAGUCCUCCGUUAGAAGCACCUUCCCUGAGCGGAAAGCAGUUGAAGAUUUUGGAGACGCACUACGAGAGCAACAACCUGCCUCGUGGCCCUGAGCUGCGCUUGAUAUCGCGCCACUCAUCUCUGCCUGUGAGCAGCAUCGUGCGCUGGUAUAGCGGCCGCCGCCAGAGAGAGCGAGAAGAGCUUAAUAAAGUGAAGCAACCUGUGUCUCGUGUGCAGUGCCCGCACUGUAACAGCUGCUUCAUAUCUAAAGUGAAACUUGCGCCUCACAUACAACUGCACUUGGCCGCGCAUGAAGAGACUGGGAAUGCGUGCGAAACGUGCGGGGCACAAUUCCCUAAUGAAGUUCUUUUAGAAACGCAUCUUUUCUGCCACGGGCUAAAAACAUACAAACUUUACCUUAAAAAGAAGAAGAUAAUGAAUGCAAAAGAACGCAAAGAAAUUAAAAGUGCUGGAAAAUCUGCACCACCACGUGAAUCUAUUGAGUCUUCCGAUUCAACUGUACAAUUAAAAACUGAAAUGGAAACUGAUCUCAUCGAUAGUUCCAGCCCCAGUACAGGGAAGACUGGCUUUAAUAAUGAUAUGUCUGGAAGUGAGGAAAACACGCAAGUAAUUUCCCAGAAGACUGUUGAGUGUCAAGGUUGUGAGCCGGAGGAAGUGAGUGCCGUAAAAUGCAAUAGGAUUGACGUAUCUAAUCCUGCCCCAGAGCUUUGUAGUACUAAGAGUGAACAUUUUCCCCUAAUACCCAAACAAAAUAUUGCGGAAAAUAACGAGUCCACUGGUGAACAUGCAUUUCACAAUAAUGUGCUGGACAAAAUUGGUGCACUUGAAAAAAGUCAACUUGAAAUCGUGCAAGGAAAUUCGGACUCUACUAUGUCUUUCAAAGAAAACUCUGUGGACUCAGCCCUCGAGUUGUCUGUGCAGUUCCUGAACCAAUCCGCUCCAGGAAUUAACUCGCCGCCUGCUUCUCGCCAGCAAGAAUUCGAUAACGACUCGGCUAUUUUGGAAGAUAAUAAAGUUUCGGAUGAGCAAUUGGUGCCAAAACAAAAUAGCGUUAGCGACUCGCUUUCAAAUACAGCCUUUGAAAGUAACUUUCAUUCAAAUUCAACACAUUGUGAUGGUGGUGCAGAAUCUCUAAAAGAUGUCGUGACAGCUGACGAUAAGUCCUCUCCCUUGGAAAAUAAUGAUUCAUGUUGCUUGUCGCCUGGAAACCCAGCAAGUAAUGCCGACGCAACUCAAAUUUCCGAGGAGCUUCUCUGUGACGACGAAGAAGGCGAACCGCUACCUGAGGGAGAAGUUCUGGACUCGAUCAUCACAACGUACACAAUUUCUCAGUAUAUCGCUGAAGAGGAGAAGCAACAGAUUUCGUGAGCUAGAUAAGGCUAGUGAUGCCUAUAUUAUGUCUGUCUCAUAACUCAUCAACACUUGUUCAAACUUUUACCAUGUGCCGCUAGAAAUUCGAUUCUUUGUAAGUUUAAUUAUAUUCCUGAGCUUAUCUUCAACAUAUUCAAUAUCAACACUCAUGAAAAUUGCUUGCUCAUUGAAAAGGCUGGCAUGACACUCAGUCAUUUUCAUGUGUGAUUAUCUCACUCAUAUUCAGAAUGUUUUUUCUUACAGAAUUUUCUCUCCUUGAAAUUUGCCUCGUUCAAGAGUAAUAACUUGGGUGCUAUCUUGGCUUGGUUUAUAGCAUCAAUGUGCUUCCCUCCGGAAAAUGAACGUGCGGAUCAUUAAUAGUCAUAGUUAGUCGUGUUAAACUUGGUAGAAAUAUCCUUGCACGACGGAAAAAUUGUGAUAGUCCUAAGAAACGAUGCGGCUUCAUUCUUUGAAAAGUCUGUGAUCGCAAAUUCUACUGCCACCAAUUCUAAUAUGGCUGAAAAAAACGUACCUAUCUCUCAUGAAAUUUACUCAAAAGAAAUUUGUAGAAUAACGAAAAUUCUAAAAGAUCGUUUAUCGUUACUAUUAUCCAAGUUUUUUAAGACGGAAUGUUUUAUUUUACAUUCCUGCAGAUAUUUCAUUUGACUAAUCCAAUGUACCUAUUGAAUCUAAAAAUUAAUUUUUGUUUUACGUGUACUCGACUGAAGUGCUUGUCACCUGGGCACUAAUCCCCAAAUUUCAAUGGUCAUGAUAUAACCGCUAUGUAUUGGUCGUACCAUUUCUUAAAAUCAGUACAAAAUUAUAAAGCUAAAAUUCUAAUUAAUUAGAAAUUUACUGAGCCAGUGUUUACGGUGAGCAACUCCCGUUAUGAUCUUGCAAUAUCUGGUGCAAAACCAAAUCAGAAAUGUGGUGCCUGAGGUGUGCAAUAUGGAUCUUAAUCUUUAUAAAAUAAAUCUGUACAUAUAAUUUUCGGGAAUUGAGGUCUUUUAUCUACGAAUGGUGCGUCAAUCAGUAGCAUGUUAGGGUAUUAUCAACGGUUGAUUUGCUUGUAUAAACCUUUUGAAAACGGAUGUUUUUUAGCUUAACUGUCGUACUCGGUCGCUAUGUUUGCCUCGGUCAGUUAUGGCGAGGUAUGUUGAAUCUGCAAAUUAUGUGCCAUUUUUCAAUAAUUUUAUGAUACGCUUCAAACUCGCGCCACUGAUCGAUAGUUGAGUUCUGUUGUUAAGAUGUUAAUUUUAUGGAGAAGAGGGAUCGCAUUAAAGGGGUCUUACAUUAGCAAGUGGCAGAAAAGAAUGGCGUAAAGGCAUUAAACUACUAUUCAAAUAACUUUGAACUUUAUCACAUUGUGUUUUUACUUUCGAAGAUUUUUUUAUUUCAGAUUUUUUUUUAUUUUAGAAUGUUUUUUCCGAAUGUUUUUUCUAUUCGUACUGGGUUUUAUUGGAGGUUAUUAACUACUUUAUUACCACAGCAGAAGAGUGUAUACAGUGUAACUCUACCGUGUUGUCAUGACAGGCUCUGGACGGUGGCUAUCUACGCUUAGUGCGUUAUGAGUCGCGCGAAUGCGUAUCUUGUUAAUCCUAUUCAUAACGAUCAAAACUCCUUGGGGUCUGAUCAAGACUUUAAAACUGAAUGUUUGUGUUUUUCAUCCAUCGGCAUUAUAUAUUUUUUUUGUAGCACUGGUGUAUAAGUCUAGAACUUUUGAGUGUGCCAUCGAUACCAGGCACGGAGAUUCGAAUGACAAGUUUCUUCAACGCGGCAAACUUAAUCGUAAUCUGAACGAAGCCAAAAAAAUGUUUUUAAUAAUAUUCAACUAGGAGUUAAACUCUUUUUAGCGUUUAUGACUGAAAACUUAAUAAUACAGCUAUCUAUUUUAUCAAAGAUAACAUGCCAAUUCGGUAAUUUAUU
Messenger RNA from Hyalella azteca, 11073 nucleotides. RefSeq lists its product as uncharacterized. The coding region runs from base 1 to 9165 and encodes 3054 amino acids. Gene Ontology annotation, molecular function: DNA binding; DNA-binding transcription factor activity, RNA polymerase II-specific. The record is from RefSeq and is a predicted model, not a curated record. Gene Ontology annotation, biological process: regulation of DNA-templated transcription. The transcript is spliced from 13 exons. NCBI's taxonomy places the organism in Eukaryota, Metazoa, Arthropoda, Malacostraca, Amphipoda, Hyalellidae.